UAAAAACAUUCAAACAAAAAAAAGAAGAAAUUAUUUAAAGUUGAAAUAAAAACAUUAUUUUGCUUUCCAUAAAAUAUGGAUACUUCAGAAGUAGUUAUAGAAGAAAUCGACAGCAACGCAGUUCCGGAAUCCGAAUUAUCAGAAUUCCAAGAAACUCAACCUUUAAAAGUACUCGGUAUUUAUGAUGAUGUCGCGAUAGAGAUAGAUGAUGACGAGGAGGAGGAUGAGGGCAGUAUGAUAAAAAAGUUUAUACACGGCGAAGCAGAAUUUCCGGAUAUUUAUACUAAAUUGGAGUCUGAAGAGGAGGAGGAAGAAGAAGAAGACAUUGAUAAUGCGAACGAGACAAUAAAAGAGCAGCAACAGGAUAUGAUGCGCGAUUUGUUAGAACCCAGUACAAGUGUCGGAAAGAAUGCUAAAGAAGUCGAAACAGAUCUUGUUAUGGAAGAUACUAUAGGCGAUCGAAAAUCUCGUCUCCACUUAGGCGGUGGUCGACGUAGACCUUUUUUAAAUGUUGCAUUACAAGGUUUAAUGGGGGAAGCAAAUUUGUCUUUCGCUCGCGGUCAAACUGAAAUGGCUGAAAAGAUUUGUUUAGAAAUUAUACGUCAAGAUCCUUUGGCUGCAGAGCCGUUCUUUACGUUGGCGCAUAUUUACGAAUCCCGUGACACAGAAAAGUACCUAAAUUUUUUGACUAUUGCAGUGCAUUUGAAUCCCAGUGAUCGUUUUCAGUGGAUCCGCAUAGCUGAAAUGCAUAUAGCUCAAGGUAAUUUACAACGAGCUCGUUUAUAUUACACGCGUGCUAUUAAGGUGCAUAUGCGUGAUUAUGAUUUACGUUUACGUAAAGCACGUCUUUUAGAAACAAUGGGCGAACAAAACGCCUCGAUGAUUACCUAUUUAAAAAUGAUUCGUUAUUUGCCCCCGGAACGAGCCGAACUGUGUUUAGUUACUGCUAAAAACGUAGCACGACACUUUCAUGCUUUAAAUAAAAGUAAUUUAGCGUUGGAAGCCAUGCAGAACGCUUACGAAGUAUGCGGUCAGAAAUUUUCAUUAGAAGAUUUGAAUUUAUACAUGGAGUUACUUAUUCUUAACAAAGAGCAUGCGAAGGUAUUGCAGUGUUUAAAGGAACGUACUGAUUUACGUUUGGAAAAAGAUAAUGAGAAUAAUUUAGAUAUGAUGUGGUGCGUUAUUCCAGAUGAUUAUAUACCUGAUUUUAGAGCAAAAUUAUGUGUGACAUUAGUAGCUUUAAAGGCACAUCAUUUGCUGGGGUAUCUAAUACAAAAUGUUCAUGAGCAUAUCCCUGUAGUAAAUGAACGCGUUGAUCUGUAUAUUGAUAUAGCUGAAGCUCUCAUGCAAGAACAUAAAUAUGCCGAAGCAAUUUCUUUACUGCGGCCCAUAGUAGAUGGCGAUUUCAUAGAUUGUCCACCUUUUGUUUGGCUACGUCAAGCCGAAUGCCUACGCCAUUUAAAUCGAACUACAGAGGCUAUCGAGAGCUACGCCAAAGUUGUUGAAUUAGCUCCGUUUUGUUAUGAGGCUAAGUUCACUUUGUCUGCGUUGCUAAAGCAGCAAGGCCGUCACGUAGAAGCUGUUAAAGCUCUGGAACAGUCCGGUGAAGGUGAAGGUCAACCGCUACAUGCUCGAUUGUUAUAUGAGCGAUGUAUAAUGCUUCAACAAUUAGGGAAAAUUGAUGAAUUUUUAGAGGUAGGUUGCGUUCUAUUGGGCCGCCAAUCCAUAAAGUUACGCACGCGUGAAGAAAUGCUGGCAGCGGCAAAUGGUGGCUCAUGUUACAAUGCUGAAGGUUUGAAAGUUAUACUGCAAAUGCGUAACAUAAUUGGCGAUGAGGCUGAGAAAGCCCUAGAGAUUCCCAAAUCCUCACCAGCCGACAAUUUAACUAUACACGAUGAAUAUCAAUUAUUUUUAGAACUUAUGCGUACAGGUUUUUAUCAUCGUAAAUUUAGUGCAAUAGAGCGUGUGUGCUUCGCCGUAGUUACCACAAAACGUUUUGCAGUUUAUCAUACGGAUCUGGUCCGUAUUAUUAUAUUGUCGUGUUAUUUUAAUGAUGACAAUGCGAUUGCGUUCUCUUACUUACGAGAGCUGAUACAUAAAAACGUCACUCAUAUUCCGCAAUGGAAUUUAUUAUCAUUGAUGAUACAGAAGGGCCAAGAUUUACGAUAUCAUCGCUACAUGUCGCGUUUGAUAUCACGACAACCGGUCGCACGACAAAUGCGUAUAUUUAUAGCACAUUAUCAUUUUCAUUGCAGUUCCUUUAAGUACGCAUUAAAUGUAUACGCGCCCAUUUUCAAAGAAUAUCAACAACCUAUUGUAGCCCUAUGUAUAGCUGUGAUCUUCAAUCAAAUCUCAUUGCAAAAAAAAAUUCUACGAAAAUGUGCUGCCGUGUCGCAAUCUAUAAUGUUUGCUCACAAAUAUGCCAGUUUACGUCGCGUCGACGCUAGUGGGGAUGACAAUAAUUCGGCCGCUUCUCAAGAAAUAAAUUACAAUAUUGGGCGUAUUUAUCAUCAAGCCAAUAUGAUGCAUUUGGCUGUAGAAUAUUAUGAGAAGGCUUUAGCUUGUCAGCAUCCAUUGAUUGAAGAGCACUCCAAAUAUCUUAGCCUAAAACAAGAAAUAGCUUUCAAUUUGCAUUUAAUCUAUAAAUCGAAUGGGAACUUGGCAAAAGCUCGUCAUUACUUAUAUGAAUAUUGCGUGGUUUAAGCACACAUGGAAGCAAUGAAUGGAUGCCUUUGUUCGGUGAACGUUUACUUGAAAAUCAAUUAGAAUAUAGAGGAAAUGCAGUUUCGCCAUAAUUAGCUUUUAACAGAUUAAUUGAGUUUAUUUAUAAGACGCUCAGAUUAUGCAGUGAUUAUGAGUAUGUUAUGCUAAAGAGAACUCUUGCAAAGCAGGCGGCCAGCUUGGAGAUAAUAAUAAAGCCAUCGACUACGCAAAAAUAUUUCUAUGAGACUUUGCUGUUUGGAUUAUGAUUUGUGA
This is a messenger RNA of Glossina fuscipes, 2976 nucleotides long. RefSeq names its product general transcription factor 3C polypeptide 3. NCBI's taxonomy places the organism in Eukaryota, Metazoa, Arthropoda, Insecta, Diptera, Glossinidae. The coding region runs from base 76 to 2703 and encodes 875 amino acids. The transcript is spliced from 2 exons. Gene Ontology annotation, biological process: transcription by RNA polymerase III. Gene Ontology annotation, molecular function: protein binding. Gene Ontology annotation, cellular component: transcription factor TFIIIC complex. The record is from RefSeq and is a predicted model, not a curated record.